Messenger RNA from Anthonomus grandis grandis, 1653 nucleotides. RefSeq lists its product as uncharacterized. NCBI's taxonomy places the organism in Eukaryota, Metazoa, Arthropoda, Insecta, Coleoptera, Curculionidae. The record is from RefSeq and is a predicted model, not a curated record. Bases 70 to 1653 code for a protein of 527 amino acids. The transcript has 6 exons.
UUAAUAAUAGUAUUUUUAAACGCAUUUUUUGUGAUUUUUCUUUAUAUAAAGUGAUUGAUAACUCAAAGGAUGGUUAAGAAUACAAAAAAGGGCCUCCGAGAAACACGUGCACAAUAUGUUUUACGUUUAGCUACUCAAAACAAUGAGUUAGCACCAAAAGCGAGUGAACCAAACAUGUUAACAAAUAUAAAUACCGAUAACGAUGCCUUUGAUAUUCAAAAUAAUAUUAUAAUAUUAUCACCUACGAAUGUAGAUUUUUCGAGCAAUAACCAUCCAAAUAAUAUUAUUAUUGAAGAAGUAAGUCAGAUGGAUCCUGGGCCUGAUGGGCAUGAAUAUGUGAAAACAAUAUUGGAUGACAAUGAUUUACAGGCAGAGUUGCAGUCUAACGGAGAACUAUUGAUAAUUAAUAAAUAUUGUGAGGGCCAAAAUUGUUCUUUGGAGCAAAAUGUUAUAAUAGAGGAACCACUACAUACAUUAUUAAACUUGGAUGUUCAGAAAAUGGAUAAUAUAGAACUUAGUGCUGAUAAUAAUAUUAUUAUGAUUGAAAAAAAUGCAUUGCAAAAUUUUGUUGAAAUUCCAAUUGAAGAUUCUUUUGAACAGAGAACCAACAAGAAUUUUUCCAACACACAAGAACAAGAGGUGACACUUGAUAUUGACGAUGAUCAUUUUAUCUCUAACCAUUCAGAUCAAGGUUCCAAUUAUGAUCCUGAAAACGAAACUUCUGGGUCCAGUGAGUAUUCAUCUGAAAACGGCGAGGAAGUAAGAGGUGAAAGUGAAGUAGAUAGAGAUAAUGAAGAUUCUGCGAAGAAACGAACUAGGAAAGUUUUAAGAUACCCAGAAACAUGGAAAAGAUCCAUCACCAAAAAAAGAAGAAAUGAGGGGUUAGAAUAUGUUAAUGUAAAGAAUAAACUAGUUAAAAGUCGAAAAGUCGGAUUACCUUGCGCGGAUAAAUGCAGAUUGAAAUGCAGAUAUCGGAUAAGUCAAGAACAACGUAAGGCAAUCCAUAAAAGGUUUUGGAAAAUUGGAGAUAUUCAUCGCCAGAGAGAUUAUUUUUUACAAUGUAUGGACCCAAUAACUCCUAAGUAUAGAAUGUACACCCCUAAUAGCAACCGGUCCAAAAAUUAUGCAUACCAUUUUGAGAUCGAAAGGGAAAGAACCAGGGUAUGCAAGUUAUUUUAUCUGAGCACUUUGGAUAUCAGCAAUAAGCUUAUUUUCACAGCAACAAAAAAAAAAGAUGCGAGCGGUAUUCUGAUGCCAGACAUGCGCGGAAAGCAUAAAAAUUGUGGUAAAAAGGUAACCGACGCAAUAAAAGGUGAAAUCCGAAAUCACAUAAAAUCUUUUCCAACAAUGCCAUCGCAUUACUGCAGAGCCCAAACAAAUAAGAGCUACAUAGAUGGAAGCCUUAAUAUUGCGUCAAUGUACAGACUUUAUAAGGCAAACUGCGAAGAACUUAAUAAACCGUUUGCCAAGCAAAAUAUGUACGAAACCAUCUUCAACACAGAAUUUAAUAUUGCCUUUUACAUCCCCAAAAAAGACCAGUGUAUGACUUGUGAAUCACUAAACAAUUGUACUGAGACAGAAAAGGAACUAAAACAAUUUAUAACAAUAAUUUUGGUAUCCGGUCAAGCACAAGAACCCCCCAUAGAUCACUAG